AUGUUGGGAUAUAGACUAUUAAAUACAGAUCAUCGGGUUCGCCUUCAUUCUCAUGAUGUAAAAUAUGGAACUGGAAGUGGUCAGCAGUCCGUUACUGGUUUGGAUAUUCAAGAAGACGUUAACAGCCACUGGAUAGUAAAGGCAGCUAAUACACAGGCAUGUCCAAGAGGGGAGCCUAUAAAGUGUGGCUCAACAUUAAGAUUGGAGCAUCUUGCUACAAAAAAGAAUCUACAUUCACAUUACUUUUCUAGCCCACUUUCAGGCUCUCAAGAAAUCAGUUGUUAUGGGGAUGAUGAAGGCGAGGGCGAUUCAGGAGAUAACUGGAUUGUUGUUUGUUCAGGGGAUUAUUGGUUAAGGGAUGAUAGUGUAAUGCUUAAGCAUAAAGAUACAGAUCAGUAUCUUGCAGCCUCAGGCAGAACGUUUGGUAGGCCUAUUAAUGGACAAAUGGAAAUUGUAGGAUUAGAAUCAUCAAGUGGUUCUGUUCACUGGCAAGCUGCAGAAGGAAUUUACUUACAUGCACCUGAUUUUGCAGCUAAACAUGUGCAUACAGAGCUGUAGAAUAGGAUUUUUUGUUUAUUUUCAAUGUAUUUUGUUUUUAAUUAUUUAUUAAAAGUUGUUAGGCAAU
This is a messenger RNA of Agrilus planipennis (emerald ash borer), 625 nucleotides long. Its product is annotated as stromal cell-derived factor 2. The record is from RefSeq and is a predicted model, not a curated record. The transcript has 2 exons. The coding region runs from base 1 to 558 and encodes 185 amino acids. NCBI's taxonomy places the organism in Eukaryota, Metazoa, Arthropoda, Insecta, Coleoptera, Buprestidae.